AUGAGUGGAGACGUCUCCCAAAUAAUCCACGGCCAGGCAACGGUGCCGCAAGUGAUCGAGCUCAUACCUACCGUAUGGCCUCUGGCAGACGAACCAACCCAAUUGGCCAUUGUCAAAAGUCUCCAGCUGGUUCUGGGACUCGGCACUGCCACCACUACACUCGGCCUCCAAACUGACCCCACCGCCGCCUACCUGUUCUUGCUGGUAGUGGAACGACUAGUGGACAAUCUAGCCGCCAUUCCCAUCACUACGGCGGCGGAAAGGCGAGAGUUUGAUAAGCUUGUGUGGCGUGGGAAGGUGGUUUCGGUGGUCAAUGAAGUUUGCGUGAAAUACUCGUUAACUACGCUGGUGUCAUUUGCUAAUCUUAUAAGUCAGUUGGGUCAAUUACAACUGGGUGAAGAUUAUGUGGCCCUGGUUCUCCUGCUGGAUUCUUCACUGCUUUUUAAAUGGGGGUUGACUACCACUAAAAAUUGGCAGGUGCUUGUCUCGGCUUACGGCCGUCUUAACAACGUUACAAAGACUCGAUUCACUCAAUCAAUAAUACGAUACAUGAGUGGUUCAAUCAAUGAAGCUACCGCGUCCGCGUGGGCGCUGAUUUUAGCAUCUUUUUCUCCGACAGUGGAUGUGGCUACAACUAAGCUUAUCGUCGAUGUCGGGGCUACACUCCCGUGGUCACUGGCGCGCUACUUGUGUGCUAUUACAACUCCAUUCAUUAAUAGUGGUUUAUUGGGCAAUUUAAUGGCAUUAUGGCUGCCUCAUGAGUUUGUUGCUUCUCAGCGAGUUCACACCUGUUUACUCGUAUACUUGGCGUAUAAUACUUCCAAGGAAGAGGUAGUACAGUUAAUGCACUCUCCGGAGUUUGUUGAAGGUGUCUCCUCCCACUUAUCGCUGCUUACUCCUCUGGUGAAACAACUAGCCAUCUCCUUAGCUAACAAGCUCAGUGACAUUACGGGAGUAAAUCGCAUCUUUGAAGUCGAAGGCGACCCAGAUAUCGAUGCUCUCGAGCCGUUAACCAUCGACAAAUUGACCAUUGAUGAAGCAUUGGUCGCCAUCAACACUACUGACAACAAAGUGGUUAAGACGUCAACCGGCCAAACUGUGGCUACUACCACUCCAGUAUCGGGUCUCACGUUAUCCCAUAAGGCUACCACCACUGCUCGUCCCCGUUUCAUCAAAGAUUUAGUGGACUACUUAACUGUGGACUCGCAAAAGAAAGACGCUUACGAAAUGGUCCGCACCGCGUUGGAAAUUGGACCCACGUUGAUCCGCCAGAAACCCAAAACUGAAGUAGCAUUCUACGCUCAUACUCUAUUCAAAGAUGUUGUUGGCCUCGGCAACCAAUUCAAUGACGACGACGUUGUUCAAUGGAGAUUACAAAUGCUCAUUGCCAUACUAGUCAAGUGUCCCGAAACCGUACCGUUAGUGGUGAAACUACUCGCUCAGGGAGAUUAUUCGUUGCUGCAACGGAUGCAAAUGCUCACUGCCUGUUCGAUGGCGUGUCGCGAGCUUAGAGGGCUUGAUGACCCUGCCACUACUAAAGCUUUUACUCCUAAAGAAUUCCCUAGUGAGCGCCUACCUGCACACAUUGAUGCCCUCUACCAACAGAAAGCUCUUGCUGAUGUACAGCAACAGGUGAUGGGUCACCGCAGUCAACAAGCCCGCGAUGACGUCACCGACUCUGCCCUCAGUGGAGCGGGUAAAGUGGUACGGGUGCUGAAACGGCUCGAGCACCAACGCCAAUUGCAAAACCAACCGAAAAACCUGUUUAGUCAGGUGAGCAACCGCCAGUUCUUUUUUCCUUUACUGGCGUUAUGGCAUGCCGUGGAUGGCCGGGUCGAUCUCGGUGAUUAUUCUGCCAUUUUCAUUGGCCACUACGUGACGACACUCGCGUUGGUAUUAGCCUGUGGGUUCCCUCUGAACGAUUAUACCGAGGCCACUAAGGAAUGGUUUGGUGUGGCUAAUGAUUUAGCCGCGCAAAAGGUCACUGAUGCUCCCGUGGUGGAAGCAGUGGCCACGGGAGUCAUGGUGGUGGUUGAUUCGCAAGAUGCCGAGAUCUUGGUAUCGCUUAUCGGGCCCGAAUUGGCACUGGUGUCGCAGUGGUUGAUGCUGGUGUUUGAAGGAAUCAUUGAUGAACGAGUCAGACUGGUGGUGGCAGGAGCCUUGAUGGCGUUAAAUGAGAUUAACACGCAGUUCGAACGUAGCUUGGCCAAUCAACUUAACGGGUUCUACUAG
Diutina rugosa is the source of this 2232-nucleotide messenger RNA. RefSeq lists its product as uncharacterized. Gene Ontology annotation, biological process: protein stabilization; telomere maintenance via telomerase. The transcript has a single exon. Gene Ontology annotation, cellular component: cytosol. Gene Ontology annotation, molecular function: telomeric repeat DNA binding; Hsp90 protein binding. Bases 1 to 2232 code for a protein of 743 amino acids. The record is from RefSeq and is a predicted model, not a curated record. Lineage: Eukaryota; Fungi; Ascomycota; Pichiomycetes; Serinales; Debaryomycetaceae.